CAAGCAUGCUGCAAGCAGCUUUAUCGCGUGCCUUAGGCACGUCCUCCGCCGCGAGGGCUCUGGCCCAAACGCUGCCACGCCCAUCCCUUUGGGUACCCCGCCUGCGGAUUCGUCCCAGCGCGGCCUAUUCAACCGCGCCCAAGCCCUCACAACAACCACCUACGCCAAAUCUUCGCGGCAAUGUUGGCCGCGGUGGGCCCAUUAGCUGGACGACCUUGGCCGUCAUGCUGGGUCUUGGAGGCGCCGCUGUCUACUAUUUUGAUCAUGAACGCCAGCGCGUGGAGAAAGUGCGCGCCAAGCAACGUACGUCUUCAGUAGGGCAGUCGGCGCUCGGGGGUGAUUGGACCUUGACAGAUAUGCAUGGGGAGAAGCGGCACAACACCGACUUUUUGGGCCAGUGGCACCUCCUCUACUUUGGCUUCACCUUUUGCCCCGAUGUGUGCCCGGAAGAAUUGGACAAGAUGGCUGAGGUCAUCAACCACCUUGACGCCCAAAGCAAACUGCCCAAGAUCCAGCCACUGUUCGUGUCAGUGGACCCAGACCGCGACACGCUUCCCAAAAUUCAAGCCUAUGUUGAACAGUUUCAUCCGCGGUUGCUGGGUUUGACGGGAACGCACGAGCAAAUUAAGCACAUCUGCAAGAAGUUUCGUGUCUACUACUCACGGCCCCAGGUAGAUGGUGAUGAAGAUUAUUUGGUUGAUCACUCCAUCAUCCAGUAUCUGAUGGAUCCAGAAGGCCACUUUGUAGCCUACUACGGCCAAAACAUGACAGCGGAGCAGAUGCUUGAGAGUGUCCAAGAUCACAUUCGCGAGUACAACGCCGCUCAUUGAUAUCGAGCGAGAUGGGCAAAAGUCAUCGUUAAGGAAGCAACCCACUCAGAAAUUGACUAGAACUG
This is a messenger RNA of Monosiga brevicollis MX1, 895 nucleotides long. RefSeq lists its product as uncharacterized. The record is from RefSeq and is a predicted model, not a curated record. Bases 6 to 830 code for a protein of 274 amino acids. Gene Ontology annotation, molecular function: copper chaperone activity; copper ion binding. The transcript has 7 exons. Gene Ontology annotation, cellular component: mitochondrial inner membrane. NCBI's taxonomy places the organism in Eukaryota, Choanoflagellata, Craspedida, Salpingoecidae. Gene Ontology annotation, biological process: mitochondrial respiratory chain complex IV assembly; intracellular copper ion homeostasis.